GAACGGCGCCGGGCUGUGGGUACACCCCCUCGCGCCCCGACUCCGGCUGGGCUGUCCGCGCUCCAGCCUCCCGUCGGUGGCGGCUGCAAGUCCGGCGGCGGCAGCCCCGGCCGGUGGGCCGGCGAAAAUGAUCCUCUGCCCCCCGAGCGCGGAGCCCCCCCGCGGAAAGCCGUGCCAGAGGCUGCAGGUAAGGGAGCCGGCCCCGAGCGGGGCGACCGGGCUCCCCCUGCAGUGGAGCCCCGGCGAGGGGGCCCCCGUUCGCCCCCGCGGACCCGUCCGCGGCAGCCCUGCAGCGGCCCAGGGAGCUCCGGCCGGGGGGCGGGCAGAGGCGAUGGGUGCCCGCAGCGGCAGAGGCGACCUUGCCCGCAUCUCCCUCCCUGCGGCGCCGCUCGCCUUCUCCCCGUCGUCCUGCCCGGGCGGCGGAGGCGGGGAUGCUAGCGCUCCCAGCCCGAACCGCCGCUGGACCGACCUGCCCCCCCCCCCCGCGCUGCCAAUCAAACUUGUUUUUCUCGUUCUCCUCUUGCCUUUCGGCGGUCGUGCCGGCAGGGGGCGCAGCAACUCUCUUGCGGCCGCAACUGGGACCGGCCGGGAGAGACAAUGGACCGGGACCGCGGAGGAAGGGGGACCGAACCCAUCCAGCUGUUGCUGCUGCCGCCGCCGCCGCCGCCGCCGCUGCUCCGUGGGCAAGGGGGCGUGUUCCUCCAGUUCUCUCCGAUUAGACGGGCGGAGGGGCGCCCCUUCCCGUUUUGGGGAGGGGGUCAAGCCUUCGCUUUCACUGGGAGCUGGGCUGCUUCAGCAAAAGCUGUCCCCCCCCCCGCGUGCGUGGUCCCAAUUUGCUGCUGCCUCGAGGGCCCGGGCCCCUUCCUUUGUUUUGCUCGUCCUGCCUUUGUCUCCCUCCCCCUGCAGCCUCUGGGGGAUGGGGCUGUUGGGGGAUGCGGCUCUCUGGUUCAGCCCCCCCCCCCAACAGUGUCAGUUCCAGAGCUGACCAAGAUGAGCACCAGUGACAAGGAGAGGCCCCCCCAGCUGCUCUUUGUGAAGGCCUUGGCCAGCAGGGGGCGGAUCGAGGCCAUCGCCCAGCAGAUGGGCUACCACCCACACUACCUGGACAGCUUCCUCCGCCUCCAGCAUUACCUGCUGCACAUGGACGGGCCACUGCCCUUCGACUGCCGCCACUUCAUUGCCAUCAUGGCCGCUGCCCGGCAUCGAUGUCGGUACUUGGUGAAUCUCCAUGUGCUGCAGUUCCUGCGGGUGGGUGGCGACCCCCUGUGGCUGAGAGGGUUGGACUACAUCCCCCCCAAGCUCCGCCGGCUCAGUGAGAUCAACAAGGUCUUGGCCCACCGGCCCUGGCUGGUUUGCAAGGAGCACAUUGAGAAGCUGCUGAAGAUCAGUGAGCAAAGCUGGUCACUGGCCGAGCUGGUCCAUGCAGUUGUGCUUCUCGCCCACUACCAUGCCCUGGCCAGCUUCGCUUUCGGCUGUGGCUGUGAGCAGGACCUCGGCCCAGAGGGACGGGGCUCCCUGAAGCUGGGCCUCCCGGGGAGCGUCUGCUUCUGUGACGUGGGCAACGGCUGCAGCCAGGAGCUGCUGCAUCUGAACCGCAAACGGUCCUUGGAUUCCUGCGUGGAGCUGGAGUCUCUUCGGGAGCGUGUCCACCGGCUGCAGGUGGGCAGUGAGACUCGGGAGGAGCUGCGGCUGCCUGCCCAGCGGGAAGAAGGCUUCGAGGGGGAAUUCUCGGGGGCCGCAGACCUUUCCUGCUAUGUCCUGGAUCCCAGCUUUGGCUACCAGGAGUUUGCACAGUGCAAUGAGGACCAGCCCCAGAUCUUCCGUGUGCAGGAUUAUUCCUGGGAAGACCAUGGCUUCUCACUGGUGAAUCGGUUGUAUUCCGACAUUGGGCAUCUGCUGGAUGAAAAGUUCCGUAAGGUCGACAGUCUUCACAGCUGCUCGAUGGCCAAGCGGCAGGGCUGUGAACAUGCCACCUUCAAGCGGGGCAUCUGGAACUACGUCCACUGCAUGUUUGGCAUCAGAUACGAUGAUUAUGACUAUGCAGAGGUCAACCAUCUCCUGGAACGGAUCCUCAAGUUGUACAUCAAAACUGUGACUUGUUCUCCAGAGAAGAUGGAUCCCAAGAUGUUUGAGCGCUUCUGGAAACAGUUCAAGCACAGUGAAAAGGUCCAUGUGAAUCUGCUGAUCCUGGAGGCCCGGCUGCAGGCAGAGCUGCUCUAUGCCCUCCGUGCCAUCACGCACUACAUGGUCUCUUAGGCCACGGGGGCCACCUGGACUUGGCUGGCUGUGCUCUGGUAGCGGCCCCUCCCCAUGUUUACUUGAUGCCCUCUCCUUUCCCUUCAAGAUGUGAAAAGCCGGGCCUGCAGCAGAAGCCCCAGGGCUGGAGGGCAGCUGGGGGUGCUCCUGCUCAUCCCUAGGCCGUGAGUCUCGUGGACAGAAGGGAGCCACAGGGACGUGGCUUCUGUGUUCCUCUUUCUUUCCCAGCCAACUCUAGCGAUGAUAUUUAGUCUCCGUUACAGUAUUGGGGAGGGGGCUCCCUCGUCUCGUGCCAUUCUUCUGCUCAUAGAGUAUACCCAGCUAUCCUGGGGAGCUGGGAAGGGGGCUGCCAUCUUGGACUGGGGUUUCUGGAGAGAGAAGAGGGGCACUUUCUGCUGGCCUCAUCUUGCACUGGGGGGGCAACAGGAAGGAAGGCUUCCAAAAUUUCUUCUAGUGACAGCCCACCCCCUACCUUCCAUCCAAAUGGUCCUCGGAAGCCAAAUUUCAUCCCCCCCCCUGCAGGGCUCUUAUCCUGCUUCCGUCCUCAUAUCCAAAGUCCCACCCCCUCUUGCAAAUGUGCUGCCCUCUCUCGCAGCCGCCUCCAUGCUGUGGCCCUUGACUGACACCCCCCCCUUCGGAUUGCACUUCCCCUCCACACAGUGCAGAUACCCAGCCUGCCUUGGCUUUUCUCCUGGCAUUUCCCCCUCCUUUGGCUAUUUGGGGGAGGUGUCCCACUUCUCCUGAUCCAAGGAGUGAGUUUGGAUACUGGGCAGGCUCUCAUUGACUCCACCUGGCAGAUGGUGGAAUAGCUCUGCAACAGGAGGGGGGCUGUGGUUAACAAGUGGGCAACCGGCAAAGGAGACUGGGAAGGGGGAGGGACCUGGUGCAGGACAUGUGGCAGUAGCUGACUUGUUUACUGUGUAAAUGUUUUGGGGGUGGGAACAAACCAUUGUGUGGGGAAGAGAGAAAAGCCUAUUUUUGCUAUAAAUAUACAUGUUUGACAAAGA
Molecule: messenger RNA, 3263 nt
Organism: Crotalus tigris (Tiger rattlesnake)
Lineage: Eukaryota; Metazoa; Chordata; Lepidosauria; Squamata; Viperidae
Product: sestrin-3-like
Exons: 9
Coding region: 598-2256 (552 amino acids)
Biological process (GO): cellular response to L-leucine; negative regulation of TORC1 signaling; cellular response to leucine starvation
Cellular component (GO): nucleus
Molecular function (GO): oxidoreductase activity, acting on peroxide as acceptor; L-leucine binding
Source: RefSeq, a predicted model, not a curated record